This is a messenger RNA of Daktulosphaira vitifoliae (grape phylloxera), 1584 nucleotides long. RefSeq lists its product as uncharacterized. The record is from RefSeq and is a predicted model, not a curated record. The coding region runs from base 884 to 1456 and encodes 190 amino acids. The transcript has 2 exons. NCBI's taxonomy places the organism in Eukaryota, Metazoa, Arthropoda, Insecta, Hemiptera, Phylloxeridae.
UCAGACAGACGUUGUGCAAUGCGUGUAACCUAAAAGUGAAGACGGUCAACUUUGUGCCGUGCUUCUUGCACAAUCUAUCAGGUUACGACGCGCAUUUCAUCGUCACUGAAUUGGGAUACGACGACCAAAGGAUUUCGGUCAUACCGAAUUCUGAGGAGAAGUAUAUUUCAGUCACGAAACACGUGACCAAUUACUUCUCCAUACGGUUCGUCGACACCUUCCGGUUCAUGGCCUCCUCCCUGUCCACCUUGGCCGGUAACCUAAUGACGCACGACUUCGUUAAAUUUCGGGAGACGGCUAAGGUGUUCCGCCCGGAAGACAUGCCGUUAGUGAUGCGCAAGGGCGUAUACCCCUACGAGUACACUGAUAGUUGGAUUAAAUUGGACGAAACGGAACUACCACCCCGCGACGCUUUCUAUAGUUAGUUAAGUGAGUCGAAUAUCGAUGAUGAUGACUAUAGACAUGCCACGGAGGUGUGGAACCGUUUCGGAUGCUCAACCCUCGGUGAGUACAGCGACUUAUACCUUAAGAUCGACGUGUUGUUGUUGGCUGAUGUGUUUAAGAACUUCCGCGACAUCUGUACUUCAACGUACAAUUGGACCCGGCACACUAUUACACCGCGCCCGGUUUUAGCUUCGAUUGUAUGUUGAAGUACACCGGGGUGAAGCUGGAGUUCUUGAACGAUUACGACAUGCUACUGAUGGUGGAACAGGGCAUUCGCGGUGGGCUAGUGCAGGCCGUCAAGCACUAUGAGAAAGCAAACAAUAACAAAACACCAGGCUACGAUCCGACAAAGCCUGAAUCAUGGAUCUUGUAUCAAGAUUGUAAGUAUUAUAUAUAAGUGCAAUAAUUGAGUGGUGGUUUAAAAAUUAGCAAGACGCUAAUGUACAAGUACUUCUACGACGUAUUGAAACCACAUUAUGGCAGUGCAAUCGAAUUGGUUUACAUGAAUAGUGACUCCUUCAUAUACCUGCUCAGAGUCGGCGACUUCUACCAGGAUUUAGCUGAUAACCCCGAUUUACUGGUGCACGUGGACGCAUCUAGCCUGCCCAAGGAUCACCCUUGCUACUCCACCGAUAGAAAGAAGAUGCCCGGUCUGUUUUCAGACGAGACCGGUGGCGUCACCCUCUUUGAGAUCGCUGCACUUCGAUCAAAGUGCUACGCGUAUGACAUGGAAGGCAGCGGACUCAUAAAGUCUAAAGGGAUCCGCGGGCACGUCGUCCGGAACCAUUUGUCUUUGAAUGAUUACAAACAAUGUUUGUUCAAAGACGAUGGCGAUGGCGACGAUGCGUCAAAACGAGCAUUGGCUGGAGAGAAUGCCCGUGUGGUCAUCGGAGCUGUACGCGAUGGUGGGACUCCACCGACAUUAUCGCUACCAUACACUCCGUACCGACAACGUCAAUCCGUUCGUUCGAGCACGAAAUACGCACUUUACGUACAACCAGUUGGCGCUUAACCGUUUCAACGAUAAGCGUUACACGCUCGACAACAGAAUCGACACAUUGGCUCACGGGCAUUAUGCUAUACCACUACCACCACCACCACCACAGGAAGGUUAUACAAAUAUAGUAGUAUUUAAGUGAU